Molecule: messenger RNA, 2550 nt
Organism: Epithele typhae
Lineage: Eukaryota; Fungi; Basidiomycota; Agaricomycetes; Polyporales; Epitheliaceae
Product: Cullin-domain-containing protein
Exons: 11
Biological process (GO): protein ubiquitination; ubiquitin-dependent protein catabolic process
Cellular component (GO): Cul3-RING ubiquitin ligase complex
Molecular function (GO): ubiquitin protein ligase binding
Source: RefSeq, a predicted model, not a curated record
CGCAUGCGAGGCGGCAGGGCUCGAAUUAAACCCGCCCGCAAGCAUGGGCCCGAGGUCUCCAUAGACGAGACCUGGGCGAAGCUCUCGCGCAACAUCAUCGAGAUCCAGAACCACAACGCGGCCAACCUGUCCUUCGAGGAGACGCAUCGCUACGCGUACAAUAUGGUGCUGUACAAGUCCGGGGAGCGCCUCUACAAAGGGACGGCGCAACUCGUUGCCGACAAUCUGGACAAGCUCGCACGGGAGUACAUCAUCCCUGCGUUCCCGUCCAAUGCGUCUGGGGACCCGGUUCAGAAGGCGCAGGAGGGGGAGAUGGUGCUGAAGGCUCUGAAGAAGGUUUGGGACGACCAUACAUCGAGCUUGGCGAAGUUGCGGGAUGUGCUGAAGUACAUGGAUCGAGUGUACACCAAGAAUGCGGAAGUCCCUGAGACGUGGGAAGCCGGGCUGAACGCAUUCAUCAAGCAUAUCAUCAAGAACCCCAUCGAAGACCAUGUCAUCUCCGCGAUUCUGACUCUCAUCCAGAUUGAGCGCGACGGCUACACGGUCGAUCGGUCUUCCGUGAAGGGCUGCGUCGAUGUCUUCAUUCAGCUCUCUGUCCAAGCUCAUCGUGAAACGCUGUCAAUAUACAAGCGCGACAUCGAACCUGCUAUCCUGAUAGAGAGCGAAGCGUUCUACUCGAAAGAAGGGAAACGUCUGCUGGAAACCAGCGAUGCGCCAGAGUAUCUUCGGCGAGUAGAGGCACGAUUCCGAGAAGAGGAUGACCGGACACAUCACAUUCUGACCACCCAGACGAUGCCUCCACUCCGGAAGAUCCUGGAGAAGAAUCUCGUGUCUGCACAUCUGAAGGACGUCAUCUGUAUGUCCAACUCCGGGCUCGAUGCGAUGAUAGACAACGACCGUAUCGACGACCUCGGGCGGAUGUACCGUCUCUUUACGAAGGUCUCGGAUGGCCUUCCUACCCUCAAGCGAUCCCUUAGGGAGACUGUCAUUAGACGUGGCAAGGAGAUCAACGAACAAGGUGUUGCACCAGUAGCCGACGGCGCCGACUCCGGAGAAGACGAGGUCGAAACGUCUGCGAAGGGCAAAGGAAAGGCGAAGGCCCGUCCGGCGGCUGCGUCGCAAACGCUCACUCUUGCUCUCAAAUGGGUCCAAGAUGUCCUCGAUCUCAAGGAUAGAUUCGAUAGCAUUUGGCAGCGAGCCUUCGAAAAAUGUCGCGAUUUGGAAAGUUGUGUGAAUGAGGCGUUUGAGACGUUCAUUAACGUGAACGAGCGGGCACCCGAAUUCAUUUCGUUGUUCAUCGACGAGAACUUGAAGAAGGGUCUCAAGGGUAAAUCGGAAACGGAAGUCGACGCUGUUCUGGACAAGACGAUCACCGUCUUCCGUUACAUCACCGACAAGGACGUCUUCGAGCGGUAUUACAAGGGCCACCUCUCUAAACGCUUGCUGCUCGGUCGUUCCGUGUCCGAUGAUGCGGAGCGCGGUAUGCUUGCGAAGUUGAAGGUUGAGUGUGGACAGCAGUUCACGCAGAAACUCGAAGGCAUGUUCAAAGACAUGAAACUGUUCCCUGAGACGAUGGAUGCCUACCGAGACUAUCUCAGAAACAAUGAUAUGUCACCGGAAAUUGACCUGACUGUCAUCGUACAAACUUCCACGUACUGGCCAACCUCGAUCAAUCCUCCCACCUGCACUUUCCCCGCGGUGCUCAUCACAGCGAUGAAGUCAUUCGAGCAGUUUUACACCGGACGACAUACCGGACGACGGCUCACCUGGCAGCCGUCGAUGGGGAACGCAGACGUGCGCGUCACAUUCAACGCGCGAAAGCACGACCUCAACAUGUCAACCUUCGCGCUCGUCAUUCUGCUUCUCUUUGAGGACAUUCGCGACGACGAGAUCCUGACCUACGAGGCACCCGCCACGUCGAUUCCGGACGUCGAGCUUAGGCGGCAACUGCAGUCGCUGGCGUGCGCGAAGUACAAGGUGCUGAAGAAGCACCCGCCAGGGCGCGACGUGAACCCGGCCGACUCGUUCUCGUUCAAUGCCGACUUCUCUGCGUCGCUGCAGAAGAUCAAGAUCAGCACUAUCGCGUCGCGCGUGGAGAAUACCGAGGAGCGCAGGGAGACCAAGGACCGGAUCGACGAGGAGCGCAAGCACCAGACAGAGGCGUGUAUCGUGCGCAUCAUGAAGGACAGGAAACAUAUGACCCACAGCGACCUCAUCAACCAAGUGACCCGACAACUUGCAAGUCGGUUCCAACCCGAUCCUACGAACAUCAAGAGACGUAUAGAAGGCUUGAUUGAACGAGAGUACUUGGAACGCUGUGAAGAUCGGAAAUCGUACAACUACCUAGUACGUCGCUACACGCUCAUCCGUUUCAAGACACUAAUUCAUUUUCCAGGCAUGAGUUGUUACUUGCAUCAUGUCAUAUUGUCUUGUACCAUCAGUGUAAUCUCAUUGUCGUUGUUAUCAAAGUCUUGCUUUGAUCGAAGUGACAGAGCUUCAAAGCAUCCGAGAGAUCCGCAAAUAAUAUUAGUGCAGUACCUGAUACCGUGA